This is a messenger RNA of Amyelois transitella, 1375 nucleotides long. RefSeq names its product centromere protein X (gene MHF2). The coding region runs from base 129 to 425 and encodes 98 amino acids. The record is from RefSeq and is a predicted model, not a curated record. Lineage: Eukaryota; Metazoa; Arthropoda; Insecta; Lepidoptera; Pyralidae. Gene Ontology annotation, cellular component: FANCM-MHF complex; Fanconi anaemia nuclear complex. The transcript has 3 exons. Gene Ontology annotation, biological process: replication fork processing; resolution of meiotic recombination intermediates; DNA repair. Gene Ontology annotation, molecular function: protein heterodimerization activity.
UCAAUGUCAAUGCUGAUUGUCAAGUCUAAAUUGUCACGCGCGCACAGUUGUUUAUUUUUGUCGCCUGAGUUGAAUUUAAAUUUAAUUUAAUUGAAGCCAAUUUGUAACAAUUUUUACAUUAUUUCACCAUGGCUCGCAACUGCAAUGAAAACGACGAUGAAAGUAUAGACCCCACUUCAAUAACAUCAAACGUAAAGAGCUCUGUAAAGCAAGACAUUAUAAAAGAGCUCCUGCAGGGGUCAUUCCAAGAUAAUAAGACAAAACUUGGCAACGAUGCUCUAUCUCUGAUCGUGGAAGUUGCCAAGUGCCUGGUGACUGAGACCUGCCUGCGAGCAUCCAACCAAGCUCUGCGCGAGAACUGCGACAAGGUUGAGUUGGAACACGUUGAGAAGUGCCUUCCGCAACUGAUGCUGGAUUUUCCAUAAGGAGGUUUAUAUAAUCCGAACAUGACUUUGUGACUCUUCUGUCUUUGGACACCUAAGUGUCAAAGCACUGUGGGCUGAAAACUUUCAUAUCUUGCAUUUCCAUCUGAUUCAGUAUAUUGAAGUCUGCACUUGCACAAGUAUUCAAUGUGUAUUUGAUAAGAAAUAUACUUGAAUGAGGUUUGAUGGCACUGGUAGUAAAAAGUUGGUCUUCUUGUAUUGGCACUUGCUGUUAGGAAGCUCAGUCAUUUAAUUAAUAGGCUUAGUAGCCCAUUGAAUUUACUCUAACAAUUCUAAGAAUAUAUUCUUGUUACCUAGCUAAUUAAAACAAAAAACUUGAAUUUAAUUAAAAACAUGUUUGAGAAGUAUUUAUUAAUGGUAUGUACCUAUUAUUUAGUAUGUAUGAAUCUUGUGUUCAAUUUUAGAAGUUUAUGUACAAAACUAGCCUUUCAAGGGAAAUCUAAUGGUCUUAACAAACUCCUAUUCUUAAUGCAGAUUUUAAACAUUGUAAGCAAGUUAAAAUUUUAGUACAAAUAUCAGAAUUUAUAAAUAGUUACUAAAGUUGUAAAAGUAGUUUCUACUACAUGACAAUAUGGUUGAAAAUAAUCUGCGCCAGAAUGCCACAAAUUUUUUGAUUGAAUAUAAUGUUCAUCUUUCUUUUUUUAAUUUGUAUCAUAUACAAUCUUUGUACCAAGUCUUUUUAUUUAAAUGUUUUUAGAUUUUAAAGCUGUAAGUACACAUUUCCCAAUUGAUAAGAAAUGUGAAUAAUUUAUUUGAAAAUUUGUAAAAAGCAAUAUAUUCAUCACUGCAAAAAGUUAUUUUAAUUGUUGAGGACAAUCCUCAAUCUUAUUCUUUAAAAAUUACAAGUGAACUUUGUGGCGUUUUAGUAAAACGUCGCAAGUAAGAGAAAUGAAAUAAUUAAAAAAAUAUAAAAUAAAGACACUUUAUUAGGA